ACACCACAGGAUAUAUUUCUGCAUGUUUUAGAUGAUUUCCAGAGAACCCACAUGACCAUUAUUGACACAGAAAACAGAGUAAAAUAACAUUCCCAUAAUAAUGAUACACAUCUUUCACUGACAUCCGCAGGGAAGAUUUUCAUGGUAACAUUCAUUGAACAGAAUAUAGAGACUGGUGAAGUUGAAAUCAGUGAUUUGUUGAGAUUCCUCACUGAUUCCGAAAAUGAGAGCAGUGAUGCUGUGUCAGUACAGUUUGUGACAGCUCUGAAUGCCUUGUCAGGAUCUGUAGUACAACCUGUCACUCCUGUAGUGCCAGAUGAGACCAACACCAAAGGAGAACAGUUAAAUUCAGAACACAGUAUUCCCCAGCUAGAUGAUGACUGUACACAAAUAACAAACAUGAUUGAGCCUCAACUUGCUAUAAUUCAGGUGUAAGAAAUAAAAUCCUUAACAGGAUCUAACUUGCAGGGGACAGCAAAUAAGCAACUUGUGGGUGAUCAGCAGGGAGAGAAAGAAGUAAUUUCAGAUUGCUGGGAUGCCAUCUCUAGUGAAACCUCACUGCAUAGAGCUGUUUCUCAUCAAGAUACAGACCUUGUACAUAGCAUAAUAAAAGCUGGUGGAAACGCAGAUGUUCAGGAUUAUGCUGGCUGGUCUGCACUACAUACUGCAAGUCCAGAAGGCAUUUAUGGGAUAGCAAAUGAGCUAUUGAAGGCAGGAGCUGAUGUCAAUGCUAGAGCAGAUGAACAAAUAACACCGUUGCAAGAUGCAGUUAAAGAAGGCCAUUAUGAGGUGGCACAGUUAUUACUUCGGCAUGGAGCUGAUCCUUUAUCAAAAAAUGAGAUGAGAAGGUGUGCAUUAGAAGAAGCUUCUGACCCAUCUACGAGUAAACUGCUUGAAAGCUAUGUAAGGAAAUCCAGAAGAGAUUCAGUAUCAGGUGGAGAUGGUUCAAAGAAUAUGUUACAUAGUCUAAGUGUAGAGGAUACAAACCUGCAUCAGAUUUCAUUACAGGCACAUGGCUCAGAACCAGCCUAUGCAAAUCUUACAGAUUCAGAGAGCAUGGAGAUACUGCAACAGACCAUUGUAAAUCAGGUGCAAAACACAUACACUAAUAUAUCUGAAGAUGGAACCAGCUGCACUGAACAGAUACUUCAAGCAAACACAGAAACACUGUUAGCACAUGAGCUUUUAGCAGCUACUAAUGGAGAAAGUGUUUCUGGAAGUCCUUACAAUUCUACCAGUGGUGUACUAAGCACCACUGAACAAAAGGCUUCACAACCAGAGAAAGGAGGGAGGACCCUGCUUCACUCAGAAGAAAGUGUUGAAGGAUGUCAUAUUGAAACUGAAAAUGCUAGUAAUUUAGAGAUGGAGCCUAUAACUUUACAACUCCGUGAAAAGGACACGCUUCAAAUUGUGGAAAAUAUGCAUAAAGAAACCUCCCAGAAAAUAGAUGAAGAAGUUGUUGCUGGAGUAAGUGGAACAGAAGGCACUGAAAAAAAUGGGGAGGAAGGAAAUGCAAAGACCAACAUGGUUUCACAGUUUCCUGAAGCAGAAGAUGUCCAAGCUAAAAGAGUCAGAUUAGACCCUCGGAAGGCAAGCCGAAUGGCAGCCUCAUAUUCCAGCAGGAGCAAAACCAAGCUUUUAUCAAGACAAUUGCAAUUCAGUCAAGCAUCAGAACAGCAAACAUCCAAGAAAUCAGUAUAUACGCAAACAAAGAGGAGAAAUGCAAAAGGGGAAACUCGGCUGCAUAUUGCUGCUAGGAGAGGAGAUUUGUCUGUGGUGAAAACUCUGAUAUUGUCUGGAACUUGUGUCAAUGAACAGGACUAUGCAGGUUGGACAGCAAUUCAUGAAGCUUGCAGUAAGGGAUUUACUGAAGUGAUCGUCGAAUUACUGAAGGCUGGUGCUGAUGUUAACAGCAGAAGUCUGGAUGGUAUUUUGCCAAUACAUGAUGCUGUUUAUGGCAAUUAUUUGGAGGCAGCCAGGAUUCUGCUACAGCAUGGAGCGAAUCCCUGUGAAAGGACCGGUUCAGGACAAAGUGCUUUGGAUAUAGCUUGUGAUGAUGAAAUGAAAGAACUGCUGAAGUCUUACAGUGCUAUGGGCCCUGUACUUCCUGUUGAGACUACUGAAGUUACAGAGGGGAAGUACCCUCCUGGCUCACCAAGAUCAAACGAUCAUCGUUACUACUGUUGUAGAAACGAUGAUGCAGCUUUGGAGCCACAACAUGAGAAAUACAGUGUGGUGUCUAUUGCUGCCAUACAAGGUGCAGAAGAGAGGCUAAAAGAACUGUUGCUAUUUGAACUGAAAACUUCCAAAGAUGCAGAUGUGUAUAUCCAGAGGCUGGCUGAGAUGCAAGAUACUUUGAAUAAAAUGCUUGCAAAACAGAAAACAGAAAGGGAUACCCUUGCUAAAAAAUACAGGACUUCAGUGGAAUCUUUUAAAAGAGGAGCACUGAGGAAACAAUUAGUUGAUCUUGUUUCUAGGCAAAAGAGUCUGUUGAGUAUUGCCCAAAAGCAGGAAGAACUAGUCCAGAAAAUACAAAAUUACAGAAAAACAAAGCAAGUGUUCAGUGCAUCAUGUUCAGAGAAUCAAAUCUCAAACUCACUUAUUUCCUGUGGAGAUGAUAAAAGGCAAAGUCUAACUGCUGAUGAAAUCAUGUGUCCUGAUGUAGUUACACUUAGCAUGGGGCUUGGUGCCAGCAUGCCUAAUGGAAACAGAGUAGAAGCACAUCUCUCUUUAGAAAAUAGAUUUUCAGCUCAGGAAUGCAGCCAACACCCACACAUCUGCUUGGACGAGACAGGAGCAAAUAAAGAAGCAAUUACAACCAAAGAGGCUUCUGAUCAUGCUUUGGCAUCUGAAAACAGGGUAAGAGAAUAUCCCUUUGACAUGUCAAAGCUGACAAAUGCUGUGGAAGUGGUGACAUUGCCUUCAGAACCUACUGUUUCCACUGCUGGAGCAAAGCGCUCACAGCAAAAAGGCAUUGAUCGUGUAGCAAUUGCAGGACAAGGAAACAAGUCUUUAAAUCCCAAUUCAGUGACUGGUGCAUUAAAUACUGUAGAACGCCAACGCACUGUUGUCAAUAACAAUGUCUGUCAACCAGACGGUGACUUCCAGCAGGUUCUUACAGAUAAGGAUCUACACAGGUAUGUCAAUAAGAAAGAAGCUUUCCAGCAGCAGCAGCAAGUAAUUUUGUCAUCAUCUACAAAGAACUUCCCUAAUACCGUGCAGCAAAUGAUCUUGUGGAAUAGUGAGGACUCAUUUAAUGCCAACUCAUUGCUAACAAAUCGUACCUCAAGUGCAGAUUAUCCUGUAAACCUCAGUCAGAAAUCAUCCAAGAGCUAUAGUAAUCAGGAACAUGAACAAAAGCAAGUGAGUUAUGGAAGAAAAAAUAGGAAUAAGCCUCAGUUGAUAGAUCUGCUUGAACUGGGAAGGAUUAAGCCAGGAGAAAAUGUCUUAGAAUUCAAACUGCAGGAAUUUAGUCAUAAAGCCACGCUCUUAAGCAAUGGCAAGGUCAGAACCAGUAAGGGAGAAAUACUUCAGAAUCCAGUUCACUGGAUUAAAGACCUCCUAGGAGGUGAUAUUUCUGUGACGUGGAAGUAUGUGUGGAAUAAGGUUACAUAUCUUGGGACACAGUUGUCAAAAUUGCUGGUUGAAAAAGUGUCAGUUUCUAGUAACCUGGAAUUUCCAUCACAAGGAAGAGAGCCUUUGGUUGUGAAAACAUUGCUGUGCACUGAAAGAGAAGCAGCUGUUAGGAGGAAACUUAAGAGCUCUUCUGUCCAGUUCAACUCAGUUGAGAGUCUGAUACAUUUUCUUCAGUUCAGUAAGAGAGUAAUGGUAUCUAAGGAGGAGUUUCUACCAUGCUCUGUGAUGGAAAAGCACUGGAGUUUCUACAAAGGAUGUGAAGAUUUUGGAUUCUAA
Molecule: messenger RNA, 3912 nt
Organism: Eurypyga helias (sunbittern)
Lineage: Eukaryota; Metazoa; Chordata; Aves; Eurypygiformes; Eurypygidae
Gene: ANKRD31
Product: ankyrin repeat domain 31
Molecular function (GO): protein binding
Source: RefSeq, a predicted model, not a curated record